AUGCCUUCGACGCAUAAAAGAGACAAACCCUGGGACACAGACGGCAUAGACAAGUGGAAGAUCGAUGACUUCAAGCCAGAAGACAAUGUCGGUGGUACCUUCGCAGAAGAGUCUUCCUUCGUUUGCCUCUUUCCAAAGUAUCGCGAACUCUACCUAAAACAAGCCUGGCCCCUUGUCACGAAAGCGCUGGAGAAAAGAGGAAUCGCAUGUACGCUCGAUUUAGUCGAGGGCAAAAUGGAAGUGCGCACGACCCGCAAGACUUUUGAUCCUGCUGCGAUCCUGGACGCAAGAGACCUCAUCAAGUUGCUUGCACGAAGCGUGCCUGCUCCACAGGCCAUUAAAAUUCUCCAAGACGAUACCGCCUGCGAUGUGAUCAAAAUACGCAACCUGGUUCGAAACAAAGAGAGAUUCGUGAAGCGCCGGCAGCGGCUUCUUGGACCUAACGGUUCCACACUGAAAGCCCUCGAGCUCCUCACCAACACUUACAUCUUGGUGCAAGGGAACACGGUCAGUGCUAUGGGCGGUUACAAAGGUCUCAAGGAAGUCAGAAGAGUGGUCGAAGACUGCAUGAACAAUAUCCAUCCCAUAUACCAUGUCAAAGAACUCAUGAUCAAAAGAGAAUUGGCCAAAGAUCCCACCCUCAAAAAUGAAAGCUGGGACAGAUUCCUGCCACAGUUCAAGAAGAAGACAUUGAGCCGAAGACGAACACCCUACAAGGUUACCGACAAGACCACCAAGGCCUACACCCCCUUCCCGCCCCCCCAAGAGAAGAGCAAGGUUGACCUACAGAUUGAAAGUGGCGAAUACUUCCUUGCGAAGCAGGCCAAGGAGCGUGCAAAGGAACAAGAGAGGAGAGAGCGACAGAAGGAGAAGAAUGAAGAAAAGCAACGCCAACGAGAACAGGCCUUUGUGGCUCCAAAGGAGGAUGUCCCAGAGAAAUCGAAAAAGAGGAAAUCUUCUGCUGACGGAGAGGUCCGCAAAUCGAAGAAGUCAAAAGCUGCUGUAUGA
This is a messenger RNA of Exophiala spinifera, 1008 nucleotides long. RefSeq names its product KRR1 small subunit processome component. Lineage: Eukaryota; Fungi; Ascomycota; Eurotiomycetes; Chaetothyriales; Herpotrichiellaceae. The transcript is spliced from 3 exons. Gene Ontology annotation, molecular function: RNA binding. Bases 1 to 1008 code for a protein of 335 amino acids. The record is from RefSeq and is a predicted model, not a curated record. Gene Ontology annotation, cellular component: small-subunit processome; nucleolus.